CCGACGCGGAUGGUACAUUCCGUCGUGGAAAAGUGACAUCUCAUCUCGAGGCGAGCAAACGUACAUAUUACAAAAAUAUACGAUGCACGUGUCGGUGAUCCUCGGCGUGGUGUUGCUACAGGCGAUUUACGUGUCCGCCGGGCCACCUGACUGGAUCCCUCCGGAAAUGUUGGAGAUGGUUCAAGCCGACAAGGAACGGUGCAUGGCCGAGCACGGAACGACUCAAGCACUUAUCGACGAGGUUAAUGAUGGGAAACUUUCGGAUGAUCGUAGUAUAACAUGCUACAUGCAUUGUCUCCUCGACGCAUUCAGUUUGGUUGACGACGAAGGUAAUUUGGAAGCCGAGAUGCUGAUAAGCGUCGUUCCUGAGCAGUAUCAAGAAAUAGGUAACCAGAUUUUGAACAAAUGCGCCGUGCAAACCGGCGCGGAUGUAUGCGAAAAGAUAUUUAAUAUAGCCAAAUGUGUCCAAGGAACAGUACCAGAGCUUUGGUUCAUGGUUUAAUUCGACACAUGGGAGAAAUUUUGCUUCAAAAUCGUGUAUGCGACAAUAUAUCCAGCGUACAAUGUUAUGAUACAAAACAACUCGCUCGUGGAGAAAAACGAGAACGUGUAGCAUAGGAAUCUAAAUUACGUAAAUUCAGAAAAUAGUCAUUUGUAUAAUAGUAAGUAAUCACGACAAACACAUGCGGCUUAAAAUAUAAAUAAAACUGAGAUAGAAAAUGUUGUAAAAUAUUGGAUAAAUUAUAAAUAUGCAUUGAAACGAAACAAAUCCGAGCAUAAUGAUAAAAAGUCGUGAGAUAUCGAUGCAUAAUAAUUAUUUAUUAGCCCAUGUUUAAUUAAAUAAUUUUUUAUGAUCUUAUAUGCCUUUGAUUCCAGUACCAUUUAAUUUUUUUAACUCGCUCACAAAGCUGUAUUGCGUAAAGAAUAUUAAGAAAACUCAAUAUGAAAAAUACACCGGAUAAGAUUUCUUAUAAAAUUAAUUCGUCUAAGAUCUCGACUAAAUAAUUGAAAGAUUCAGUAUGUACAAUAAUGUGUGUGUGUGUGUGUGUAUAGAAAAAGAUAGAGAAAAAGAGAGGAAUAAGAGGUGUUUAUAAUUUAUAGGAGUCCGUUUAUAGAAACGACUUCGUAUUUAAAGUUGGCGAAUUAUAAGUUUAUCUUAGGCUUAGUAUUGAAUCCGUCAAUUACGCACGAGAUAAGAUGAUUCAAUUCAGUACCGUAAUUUCGGCAAUUUUAUACAUAACAACUUACGUUUUUUUUACGGAGAUAAAAUAAUUACUUGUUUAUGCAA
Messenger RNA from Nylanderia fulva, 1288 nucleotides. It is a transcript of the gene Obp1, whose product is annotated as odorant binding protein 1. Lineage: Eukaryota; Metazoa; Arthropoda; Insecta; Hymenoptera; Formicidae. The record is from RefSeq and is a predicted model, not a curated record. Gene Ontology annotation, molecular function: odorant binding. Gene Ontology annotation, biological process: sensory perception of smell.